AAGCCCUUCUCAACGAGGUACCACGAGUGGCACUGACAAGCGACAACUGGCGAGGAGGAGGUGAGUGGUGAGAGCGUGGGAUCGUUCAUGGACUCCGCGGCGGAGCCCCUCCUGCCGCAGCCGGCGACCGCCCUGGACCACCUCGGCCGGCCGGUCUCCCACCUCACAUCCGGCCGGUGGCCAGCUGCCGUCUUCAUCAUCGGGGUGGAGAUCUCGGAGCGGUUCGCUUUCGCUGGCAUCUCGGGGAACCUGAUCAGCUACCUGACCGGCACGCUCGGGCAAUCCACGGCGUCGGCAGCGGCGGCCAUCAACGCGUGGAACGGCGCCGCGCUGAUGCUGCCGCUGCUCGGUGCCGCCGUCGCCGACUCCUGGCUCGGCCGCUACCGCACCGUCAUCGGCGCCUCCCUCCUCUACAUCCUGGGACUUGGCAUGCUCACCCUAUCAUCAAUUCUUGUGCCACAACAACCGCCACAAUUUGGAUACCAUGUGGAUUCUUCUGUAUCAUGGACUUCGGGUAUUCAAUUAGCUUUCUUCUAUGCGUCCCUGUAUACAGUGGCCUUUGCUCAAGGUGGCCAUAAACCUUGUGUCCAAGCAUUCGGGGCAGACCAAUUUGAUGAGAAUGACCCUGAAGAAUGUGCCUCAAGGAGCUCCUUCUUCAAUUGGUGGUACUUUGGGACGUAUGGAGGCAAUAUUAUUACAGUUUCCAUCUUGAAUUACAUUCAAGAUAACGUAAGCUGGCAGUUUGGGUUUGGAAUCCCAUGCAUCGUUAUGUCUCUUUCUCUUGCAGUUUUCUGGGUUGGGUCCAAGAAAUAUCGCUUCUAUCCUCCUAGAAGUAGCGAAGGGCUAUUUGGACAUAUCAGCAAAUUGCUUCAAGAAUGGAUUCAACGCUGGUGUGCAUCAUGGUGUCCAAAAUCAUCCGAUGAUUCUCACUGUGCAGCAUCGUCAUCAUCUAAGGGAGAUAAGCAUGACGUAGAAAAGAAGUGCUAUCCCUAUGAGGCAGUUGCGGUGCUUAAAUUACUCCCAAUAGGAGCAACCUGCCUGGUCUAUGCAGUUGUUUUUGCCCAGUGGAUGACAGUCUUCACUAAGCAAGCAAGUACACUAGAUAGGUGGAUAGGUAGCAUACAAAUACAGGUACCAGCUGCUACCCUUCAAAGCCUGAUUAGUGUGUCAGUCGUCGUCUUUGUUCCUAUAUAUGACCAGAUCCUCAUUUCGCUAGCUAGGAAAUACUCGAAGAACCCUUGUGGCAUCACAACGUUGCAACGUAUUGGAAUUGGCUUGGUUAUCUCUGUGAUUCUGAUGGUUGUCGCAGCCCUUGUGGAGAUGAGAAGGCUCAGGAUAGCAAGAGACUAUGGCUUAGUGGACAAACCUGAGGUCACAAUACCUAUGAGCUUUUGGUGGGUAGUCCCUCAAUUCGUUCUGUCUGGCUUGGCGGACGUGUUCACAAUGGUCGGCUUGCAAGAAUUUUUCUACGACCAAGUACCAGAUGGUUUGCGCAGUUUGGGCCUUGCAUUAUACUUGAGCAUAUUUGGAAUUGGGAGCUUCAUCAGUAGCUUUCUUGUGUAUGCAAUCGACAAGGUAACAAGUAGAAGCGGAGAUAGUUGGUUCUCUAACAAUCUGAACCGAGGGCACCUUGAUUACUUCUACUGGCUUUUGGCUGUGCUCAAUGUUUUUGGGUUGGCUGCUUUCCUGUAUUUUUCACAAAUGUAUACCCACAAGAAAAAGAGUGUUUCAAUACAGUGAUUUUCUGCCAACACCCAUCAGAGAUAAAUAUGCCGAGCAAUCAUGGCUGGUGUCUGUGAAAGUUAUAUAUGCAAAGGCUAUCAGGCUGGAA
Messenger RNA from Phragmites australis (common reed), 1831 nucleotides. RefSeq names its product protein NRT1/ PTR FAMILY 5.10-like. The transcript is spliced from 4 exons. Gene Ontology annotation, molecular function: transmembrane transporter activity. The record is from RefSeq and is a predicted model, not a curated record. Gene Ontology annotation, cellular component: membrane. The coding region runs from base 88 to 1740 and encodes 550 amino acids. Gene Ontology annotation, biological process: oligopeptide transport; transmembrane transport. Lineage: Eukaryota; Viridiplantae; Streptophyta; Magnoliopsida; Poales; Poaceae.